UGACGUCGGAUCCGGCGUCGGGCGGCGCCGCUUCCGUCGCGGUCCGUGACGUCACUUCCGCCCGCGGGCUGGCGGACCAAGAUGUCGGGGCUACGGCUGGAUCUUGGGCCGGCGCGUGAGCCCUUGGGGCUGGUGCGGGGCCUGCAGUGGUUUUUCUCCAUCUUCGCCUUCGGCACCUGCGGCGGCUACAGCGGCACCGUCUCCUUCUGGGUGAGCUGCUGGGGGCAGCCCAACACCACCGUCAGCGCCCCCGUCGCCUACCCCUUCCGGUUGAACUACGCCACCUUCACGCCCUCGUUGGCCAACAUGUGCAACAAGACGUGGGAGGCCGACGUCCACCUGGUGGGGGACUUCUCCUCCGCCGCCCAGUUCUUCGUCACGGUGGCCGUCCUCGCCUUCCUCUACAGCAUGGCCGCCCUCGCCAUCUACCUGGGCUACUUCCACCUCUACCGCGGGGCGGGCGGGAAGCUGCCCUUGGCCGACUUCUUGGCCACCGUGAGCUUCUCCUUCCUGUGGCUCGUGAGCUCCUCGGCGUGGGCCAAGGCCCUCGCGGACGUCAAGGCCUCGACGGCGGCCCCCCUCCCCAGCUGCGACCGCCCCGCCGUCGCCUGCUUCCCCGCGGGGGUCACACCCAUGGGGUCCCUCAACGUCUCCGUGAUCUUCGGCUUCCUCAACUUGGUGCUGUGGCUCGGCGGCUCCUGGUUCGUCUACAAGGAGACCAACUUCCACCGCCCGGCCCCGCCCUCCGGCCCCGCCCCGCCGGCCGCCAUGUAACCCCGCCCCACCCCGGCGCGGCUCUAUGGGGGGGUGGGGGGUGGGGCAGGGCGUGUCCCCGCCCCCUCCGGCCCCUUCCCAACCGCCUCGUCCCACCACGUGGUUGUCACCGGCGCCACCUUGAGCCGUUCCCCGGGGGAGACGCCCCCAAAUCUUGUUCCUUCUCGGUUUUA
Messenger RNA from Phalacrocorax carbo (great cormorant), 947 nucleotides. The record is from RefSeq and is a predicted model, not a curated record. NCBI's taxonomy places the organism in Eukaryota, Metazoa, Chordata, Aves, Suliformes, Phalacrocoracidae.